AUGGUCUUAGAAGGAAAGACAAUAUUCCACAAGCUAUGGUACUUUGUGACAACGUAUAUUUUAACUCUGAAGAGAUUCGACCUGUUCCUGCAAGGAACGCUCUUGAUAGUCAUACUCCUGGAGACGAACGUCUACCUACUUCUGGACAGAGAUGCUAAUGAAGGGUACCUGCCUAAAUUAGUUGGAGAGUGGGUGAGACUCGGCGCGGCAGGUAUAGAAGUCGUGUUGGGGGCUGCAGUAGCGUGGUUUGGCAAAGAUCGAAGGCAAUUGGCUCUGUCUGGAUGGCUCGCAGCCACCUCUGUCAGCGGACUGCUGGUUUUCGCUUUCCCCUUUGCCGUGUCUAAUCCACCAAAUGUUGAACUGUGCGGUGGUACCGAAAUUUCACUGUAUAACGAAACCCCAGCUUACGAUAGCAACAUCACUGGUAGAACAGCGUUCCUGGUCAUCACCAUGCUUCUCUGUGCUCUCAGCAAGGUGAGCAUCUGGGCCCACGGAAUCACCUACCUCGAUGACCACGACCCACAGAAUGGAGCUUACUUUUAUGGAAUACUGAUAUCCAUCCGCCUGUCCCUGGGUUUGAGUGGCUUUAACUGGCUUCGUCCAAGUUCCACGCGCGAGGACUGGUGGGAGGCCCACCUCUGCCUCUGCAUGCUGACCUUCAUGUUCUCUGUUCUCUUCACGCUCUUCCCGAGAAGAAUGAAGAGUUGUGUGCAGGAAGAAGAAUUCGGUGUCGAUACUGGUUUUUGCGCAUCACUAGGGCGCAUCGUUCGCAACAAGGUUUUAAUCGUGCAAACACUGGGCUUUUCAUUCCUGAGCGCCGCUGUCUUCUGUUACGUGUUAUACGACAGAGCUUACGUCUCGGCUAGGUUCCACAUAGAGACAAUAAGACAAGACCCCCGGAGUUCUCGUACUCUGUCAGACAUCUUCCGUUCUCUGGUCAUCAUCUUCUUCGUUAUGAUAUUCCGGGUCCGCUUCUCAGCUCGCCGUAGCGAUGGUGUCAAAACAAACACGGCUUCCCGCGUAGGCGGUGUUACUGCCAUAUUUGUUGCCAUUUUCUUUACUGUUAUGGCGAGUAUAUCCUGUAACACGGGGUCCAUAGUGGGGGCUACGGGAGAUGGAUUUGAGCAGCCGAUAUGCAGUCAACAAUGCGGAUGUAACUCGGAGAGGUAUGGGUUCAGUCCUGUCUGCGCUGUAGACAUCGACGCAACAUUCUUCUCCCCCUGCAACGCUGGCUGUGCAGAAGCCGAGGAUCUCAAUGGGAUCCUCCUACUCCAGAACUGCACGUGCAGCACCGAGACGCUGCGCGCUGUGCGCGGCGCGUGCUCGCUGCUGUCGUGCCGCACAGCCUUCGGAGCCUACCAGGUGAUCUACACUGUCAUGUUGGCUGUAUCUGGAGCAAGUUUCAUGAUGUUCGGAAUGGCGAUACUCCGAGCGGUUCGCCCAGCCGACAAGGCGAUCGCAGUGGGCACUACAUACGCUGUAGUGGCACUAUUAGCGUUUGUGCUCGGGAAUUUGCUCUACAUGGCUAUUAGUUACUUAACGUGUGUGUAUCCGGACGAGGGAGCGUGUCUAUUACACCACCCGUCGUUGUGGAGCGCAAGCGCUACCAGCGCAUUGUUAGCUCUUUUAGCUGCCAUAACCAGCAUAAUUGCAAGCAAAAUACCGGGGCCGCCGAAAGAACGGAGCACAGAAUUUUGA
Messenger RNA from Arctia plantaginis, 1698 nucleotides. Lineage: Eukaryota; Metazoa; Arthropoda; Insecta; Lepidoptera; Erebidae. The record is from the annotation of a GenBank genome assembly.